AUGAGACGGCACGGACUAAUAACAAGACAACAGCCGCCGCCUUCUUCCAGCGACGGACGAUCUCACGAGGACCUGGGACCCCAACUCAACACUAUUUUCUGGCUGCUCGCAUCGCUCGCGACAUUCUUUCUCGCGCUACGGUUCUACUGUAAACUGCAACGUGGUCGGCAUCUGUGGUGGGAUGACUAUGUUUUGGCCGCGUCAUGGAUCUCCCUAGUUGUUUCUGCAAGCACAACAUCUGCCUGUGUGGCGUUAGGUUACGGAAAGAACCUGUACGACAUGAACCCGGACAACCUCCCCACCAUGCCCUUCAUUGCCGUGUUCGCGGGGUUCUUCUCCGUCCUUGCCGCCGCCUGGAGCAAGACUUCGUUCGCUCUCACCCUGCUCCGUCUCAGCCAGGCUUGGGUCAUGAAAGCGGUCAUUUGGUUUAUCAUCGUCACCGUCAACGCAAUCCUCGGGACCGCUAUGUUAUUUAUGUGGAUCAAGUGUCGGCCGUUUGCUAAAAUCUGGGAUGGUAGCUUGGAGGGGUGGUGUAUUGACCCGGCUAACAUUGUUAUUUUGUACCAGUGGUCUGCGGGUUGGUCAGGCGGUGCCGAUUGUCUUCUAGCCCUCAUGCCGUGGGCUAUUCUUUACAGAAUGCAACGGACGCUCGAUAUCAAAGAGCGGGUUGGGAUUGGCAUCGCGAUGAGCAUGGGUGUUGUGGCGGGCGCCGCUUCCUUCGUCAAGCUGGCCAUGUUGCCGAAUCUGACGGGAACCGACAGUGUUGCCGUCACCGUCUGGGGCAGCGCAGAAGGCGCGAUCACCAUCAUCGCUGCCUCGAUACCCGUUCUCCGCGGCCUCCUUCGGUGCGAGGGGGACCAUUCGGCCGGCCAAUUCGAUACAAACGAUCAGUACCGACUCAAUACCACGAGCUCCCAGAGCUUCUCGGCGGUUCCGAGGAAAGGCGAUAGAUUGGGUGUGGGCACUUACGCAGCAUAA
Messenger RNA from Dichotomopilus funicola, 978 nucleotides. RefSeq names its product 96ca82bc-67f3-4b3a-ab36-ffe7d8f40fbe. The record is from RefSeq and is a predicted model, not a curated record. The coding region runs from base 1 to 978 and encodes 325 amino acids. The transcript has 5 exons. Lineage: Eukaryota; Fungi; Ascomycota; Sordariomycetes; Sordariales; Chaetomiaceae.